Prorocentrum cordatum is the source of this 803-nucleotide messenger RNA. Lineage: Eukaryota; Dinophyceae; Prorocentrales; Prorocentraceae. The record is from the annotation of a GenBank genome assembly.
GCGAGGGUCCAGCCCCCCCGCUGCUGCCGCCUGGGGGCUGGCCGCGCCACGCAGGCCGUGAUCCUCGUGUCCCUCGCGCGGCUGUCGAGGCAGUUCUUCGAACUCUCGGAGCCUGCGUGUCCGCAGCUCGGGGAGGACGAGGAGCCGCCCUCGGCCUGCGAGUCGUGCGGCGAGACCCUCAACAUUCUGCCACUCUUCGGCGAGUACGAGCAGUCUUGGCACUGGGGCGUGCGCGCCGCCCUGUACUUCCUCGGCCUCCUCUGGAUCUUCCAGGGCAUAGGCGAGGUCUGCAAUGAGUUCAUGGAGGCGAUCGAGGAGAUCACCAACAGCCGCUAUGAUGUCUACAGGCCGCUGGACGAAGGCAAGAAGACCUUCAUGAGAUCCAGGGUGCAGGUGUGGAACGGCACGGUCGCCAACCUCACGCUCAUGGCGCUGGGCUCGUCGGCGCCCGAGAUCCUGCUCUCGGUCAUAGAGGUGGUCUUCGGCGGCUUCAAGAUCGGCAAGCUGGGCGCGGCGACGAUCGUCAGCAGCGCUGCAUUCAACCUGUUUGUCAUCUCCGCGGUCUGUGUUGCUGCGCUGCCCCACGGCCAGAUCAAGAAGAUCGGGCAGCCCGCGGUGUUCGCGGUGACGACGGUGUUCUCCCUCUUCGCCUAUGCUUGGCUGAUCAUCAUCCUGGAGCUCUGGACGCCCCAAGUGGUGACUUGGGUGGAGGCGCUGAUAACGCUGAUGCUCUUCCCGGCCAUCGUCGUCUGCGCCUACGCCGCCGACGUCAUGGGCAAGCCUGGCGGGCGUCUGAGUCUGAG